Meyerozyma guilliermondii ATCC 6260 is the source of this 687-nucleotide messenger RNA. RefSeq names its product Rmp1p (gene RMP1). Gene Ontology annotation, molecular function: rRNA primary transcript binding. Gene Ontology annotation, biological process: maturation of 5.8S rRNA from tricistronic rRNA transcript (SSU-rRNA, 5.8S rRNA, LSU-rRNA); nuclear-transcribed mRNA catabolic process, RNase MRP-dependent. NCBI's taxonomy places the organism in Eukaryota, Fungi, Ascomycota, Pichiomycetes, Serinales, Debaryomycetaceae. The transcript has a single exon. The record is from RefSeq and is a predicted model, not a curated record. The coding region runs from base 1 to 687 and encodes 228 amino acids. Gene Ontology annotation, cellular component: ribonuclease MRP complex.
AUGUCAGUGGAACCAAAUAUGGGUACCAUUUUACCUCAGCAGAGCGUCGAUUCUCUACGAAACGAGUACCAAUUGAUGCAGCUAACUUACCACAGAAACCUCAAUCAGCAUCGGCAGGCACGGUGGUGGAGAUAUUUCAAUAUACUUAAACGCAAUGUUCUGAAGUUGUUGCAACUUUUCGAUAAAUUGCAGUCUAUGCCCAAAAAAGCGUCAACGAUCCACAACAAGAUACUAGAAAUAUGUACCUACUUGCUACUGCGGAGAAUAUUUACCAAGGUGUACUUUGAGCUAAAUACAAUAUUGGCAUUGGGCCAAUUUAUCGCUCUCGGGUUCGCAUUGAUAGCAAUGCUUGCGAGGGUCCGAACAUUGGUUUUGGAAAUUAAUGGUGUAGACAGUAUCCACCAAGCCAAUGUUGAAGCCCAAGCAAUUGGUGAAACCCACGGCAAUUUGGAUGAAAUUGGCGAGGAAAUUGAACCAGAGACGAAAGUGAAAAAUGAUGUGAAAGAGGAAAAGAUGAAAGUGAAAAAUGAAGCUCCAAAACUGGAACCGAACAAUGAACACAGCGAAAACAAGGAUUUACGACGAGAAGUGCCCAAUGAGCGCAAGCGAACCAAAGAGUCUAAAUCAGGCAAACCCAAGAAGAAAAAGAAAGCCAAGAGCGCUAUUGAUGACAUCUUUGGCUUUUAG